AUGUGGUUUGAGGAGGACGUUGCGAUCGCUGCUGCUGCUGCUUGCGUAAUUUUAAGUUUAAAAUCAAAAAAACCAAAAAAAAGAUUUUGGGUUCGUCCAAGUCUUUUAACAAGGAAACAAUAUAGUGGUAGUGAUUUAAUGGUUGACCUUCAACGUGAUGACAUUAAUCUAUCUGGAGAUUUCAAAAAUGUCCUACGUAUGUCAAGUGCAGAUUUUGAGUUUUUGAUCAAUCUUGUCGGUCACCGAAUCGGUAAAAAAAACACAAAUUAUAGAGACGCUAUACCAGUGAACGAAAGAUUAGCAGUAGCACUGAGUUUCUUAGCCACCGGUGAUUCUUAUCACAGUUUGAUGUAUACUUUUAAAAUGUCUAAACAAAGCAUCUCUCUUAUUGUUCCCGAAGUUUGUGCAGCAUUGAUUGACGCUUUGAAGAAUUAUUUAAAGGUAAAAGCAUAA
This is a messenger RNA of Myzus persicae (green peach aphid), 453 nucleotides long. RefSeq lists its product as uncharacterized. Lineage: Eukaryota; Metazoa; Arthropoda; Insecta; Hemiptera; Aphididae. The coding region runs from base 1 to 453 and encodes 150 amino acids. The transcript has 2 exons. The record is from RefSeq and is a predicted model, not a curated record.